Messenger RNA from Eremomyces bilateralis CBS 781.70, 2434 nucleotides. Its product is annotated as methylenetetrahydrofolate reductase-like protein. Bases 347 to 2290 code for a protein of 647 amino acids. Gene Ontology annotation, cellular component: cytosol. Gene Ontology annotation, molecular function: methylenetetrahydrofolate reductase [NAD(P)H] activity; FAD binding. NCBI's taxonomy places the organism in Eukaryota, Fungi, Ascomycota, Dothideomycetes, Eremomycetales, Eremomycetaceae. The record is from RefSeq and is a predicted model, not a curated record. Gene Ontology annotation, biological process: tetrahydrofolate interconversion. The transcript has 4 exons.
CUGCUCCCAGUCACAGCACGCAGGGCUCCAAUUCUCCAUUGAGUCUUGUGCCCCGAGAAGAUCGGAUGUGUCCUGGCAAACAAAUAUUCCCGUGUAACCUGGCCAGCCGAAUGAGUUGAGUCGAUAUAGGAAAACCCUGGAACAUUUAGAAAUCAAAAAGAGCUAGGAAUCCACCCACCAAGUCAUUGAAACCUGGGAAUUUCGGACCGCUUUCGGCCCCCGUAAGGAAGCACCUCACCUGCACUGUCGGCAGUCCUUGUCCGUGGAGACGGGCAUGCGCUCGAGAAGGAGAUCUUCAAACCGAAUCAGUCUUUGCAGUCGAACAGUAUAACGGCCGUCCGUCGAAAUGGAGAAAAUCACCAACAAAAUCCAAGCCCUGCCCGAGAACGGCACUUACUUCUCUCUGGAAUUCUUCCCUCCUAAGACCCAGAUCGGCCUUGACAACCUCGUCGCCCGCUUGGAGCGCAUGUCCGGCGCCCUUCGCCCACUCUUCGUCAAUGUCACCUGGGGCGCGGGCGGCAGCACCGCCGGCAAGUCGCUGCAGCUAGCGGAAAUCUGCCAGAAGAAGCUCGGGCUGACCACCUGCUUGCACCUGACGUGCACGAACAUGAGCCGGGCACUCGUCGACGACGCGUUGGAGAAGGCAAAGGCGAUGGGGAUUCGGAACAUCCUGGCGCUGCGGGGGGAUCCGCCGCGGAGCGAGGAGUACGCCAUUGUGGACGGGGAGAAUGGGGAGCUGGACGGCGAUUCGAAUGAUGAGUUUAAGUGGGCGACGGAUCUGGUGAGAUAUAUCCGGGAGCAGCAUGGUGACUACUUCUGCGUGGGUGUGGCGACGUAUCCCGAGGGCCAUUCGGACCAGUCGCAUCCGGAGCACCAAGAUCCGCUAUUCGAUCUGCCAUAUCUCGUCGAGAAGACGGUGGCGGGCGCGGAUUUCAUCAUGUCGCAGUUAUUUUAUGACGUGUCCAAGUUCGACGAGCACGAGCGGAUGCUCCGAGAACAUCCCUCGGGCGCGUUCAAGGACAUCCCGAUCAUCCCGGGUUUGAUGCCUAUCCAGAGCUACCAGAUCCUGCGACGGGUGACGAAGUUGAGCCAUGCGAGCAUCCCGCCAGAACUACUAGAGCGAUUGGAUCAAGUGAAGACCGACGACGAGGAAGUGAAGCGCGUGGGCGUGGAAAUCCUGGGCGAGGUAAUCCAGCACAUUCUGCAGAAACCAGCCGUGGCCCACAAAGGCUUCCAUUUCUACACGCUCAAUCUCGAGAAAGUCGUCUCUCAGAUCAUCGAAGAAGGCGGCCUGAUCCCCCUCUUCUCCAUAUCCGACGACGAAGCUGUUUCCAGCGCCGAAGCCUCGCCCGUCCGCAACCUGGAGAAGGUCCGAAGUCGUCUCUCGUCCAUGAACUCCAACCCACACAAUCGCGUCCUCGUCGAGAAAGCCGCGGACGUCCACAACACCGACUUCGAAGUACAAGAAGGGGAAGCCGGCAUCCCGUCCGUCAGCAGCCGCGCGAACACCCUCGCCAUCUCGGAAGGCGAGGGCGCCCUGGGCCGUGAAGCGACCUGGGAUGACUACCCGAACGGCCGUUGGGGCGACGCGCGCUCCCCUGCGUUCGGCGAGAUCGAUGGGUAUGGCGUGUCCCUUCGCGUGUCCACCACCGAGGCGGUCAAAAUGUGGUCGUAUCCCGUCACCGCAGCGGAUAUCAACGAGGUGUUCCGAAAAUAUAUCAAUGGCGAGAUCCAGGGGAUCCCAUGGAGCGAGGAAGGGUUGAGCGCCGAAUCCGAACCGAUACGAGAGCAGCUAGGGAAGCUGAACGCGAAAGGAUGGUGGACGAUUGCGAGUCAGCCGGCUGUGAAUGGGUUGAGGAGUGAUGAUAAGGUCUUUGGAUGGGGGCCUAAGGCUGGGUUUGUGUACCAAAAGGCGUUCGUUGAGUUCUUCGUACCGUCGAAAGACUGGGACACCCUUCGUGAACGACUCGCCAAUGAAGACGAAGUCACGUAUUUUGCUGGCAACUUUGCCGGUUCCACCUCCGCAUCCGAUAUCGAGUCAGUCAAUCCAGUGACCUGGGGCGCCUUUAAUGGAAAAGAGAUCAUCACGCCAACCAUUAUCGAAACGGUGUCGUUCCACGCCUGGCGGGAAGAGGCGUUCUCCCUGUGGAGCGAGUGGCAGCGGAUCUAUCCUCCCAAGUCGGCGACGUCCAAGUUGCUGGAGGGGGUGAAAAAGGAUUUGUGGUUGGUGAACGUGAUUCAUCAUCGGUUCAUGGACAAAGAUGCGUUGUGGGAGUUGCUGUUACGCUAACUGGGGGAAGGAGGGCUUCUGGGUCGCAUUCGAGGGACAUCCGUGCCACGUCAAUAGAAUUUGGAAUCAAUCGGAGAGAGCAUCUACGGGAUUACCAUGUACCUUAAGUGCAAGAUAAGCAUCACAUUUUUAAGAAGAGCUGGC